Messenger RNA from Pyrenophora tritici-repentis Pt-1C-BFP, 1908 nucleotides. The record is from RefSeq and is a predicted model, not a curated record. NCBI's taxonomy places the organism in Eukaryota, Fungi, Ascomycota, Dothideomycetes, Pleosporales, Pleosporaceae.
AUGCCUCUCGCAUUUCAAGUUGCAAAUCUUGCCGUCAAGCCACCCAAGGUUGGUGAAAACGGCUACCAGGGCUUCAACCCACGCAAGGAAAUCCUUAAGAAGGGCUACCAAAGUCGCGAUGGUGCUCGCGCACUCUCUGAAGACAUGAUCGUCGAGCACGAUGUUGCUGUCAAAGUCAGGGAUGGAUGUACUUUAUACUGCGACAUUUACCGACCCGUCGGCAGCGACUCAGGCGUCAAGGUACCUGCAAUUGUAGCAUGGAGUCCAUUUGGCAAGAAGCAUGCGGGUAUAGAUAUGAUGAAAAAGGCGAGUCAGAGGUGUACACAAGUCAAAUGGGGCUGCGGUGUACCAGCAGGAUGCCUUAGCGGGCUUGAGCGGUUCGAAGGACCUGACCCAGCAGAAUACUGCCCGCGUGGGUACGCUGUUGUCAACGUCGAUGCACGAGGAGCAGGUGACUCGGACGGAGACAUCGUCAUCAUGGGAAAGCAAGAGGGCGAGGAUGGCCACGACGUGAUAGAGUCCAUCUCGAUUUUAGAUUGGUGCAACGGCAACAUUGGCCUUGCGGGCAACUCACAUCUUGGCAUCGUCCAAUGGUUCAUCGCAGCGACUCAACCGCCAUCUCUCAAGGCAAUUGCACCCUGGGAAGCUUGUGGAGAUCUCUAUCGCGAGCAGUUCGUACGGGGAGGUGCUUGGGAUAACGGCCUAUUCGACUUCAUCACAGAGCAUGUUAUCCGUGGAAAGAACGGUCUUGAGGACUUUAAGGAGAUGUAUAAGCGUUCUUCCACAAUGAAUCCUUACUGGGAAGACAAGCGGGCCGAGAUUGAGAAGAUCAACAUCCCUACUUACAUCGUCGCGUCAUACUCCAGCUUUGUCCACACCAUGGGCUCGAUACGAGGAUGGAUGCAGAUCAAAACCAAGGACAAGUGGCUCCGAUGGGAUCCUUACCAAGAGUGGUACGAUCUCUGGGCCGUCAAAGAAUCCAUCGAUGAGCUCGCCAGCUUCUUCGACUGCUAUCUCAAGGGCGAGAAGAACGAUUGGGAGCAGACGCCGCGUGUGCGCAUGGCGUCUUUGAAUUACGGCGACAAGGAAGCCAUUUAUCCUAUCAUCGAAGAGGACUUUCCAAUCCCACGUACAGACUAUAGAAGUCUCUACUUCAGCAGCGCCAACACCCUCCAAACCUCAGCGCCGUCAAAUACUAGCAUAGUCUCGUACAACUCGGAAAGCAACUCAUCACCUGUUGCACACGCUGCCUUUGAACUCAAGUUCGAUAAACCUACACGCCUCAUGGGCCUCCCCAAAGCCGUCCUAUACAUGUCUUGCCCAGACUUCAACGACAUGAUCGUAUACGUCCUCAUCCGCAAACUCGACGCACAAAAAAAACCGAUGAUUGCUGUCAACAUUCCUCUAGAAGUUAUGCCGUACAAAAAAACGGCCGACAUACCAGAGACAGAUUACUCUAAUCUUAUGAUUUACUACGGACCUACAGGUGUCCUACGCGCCUCGCACCGCAAGAUCGACGAGUCAAAGUCGAUACACCCACAAUACCCAUUCCACACGCACGACGAGGUGAAGAAGAUUACUCCCGGCGAGAUCGUGAAGCUGGAAAUUGGCCUGUGGGCCAUGGGUGUCGACUUUGAGGCUGGAGAGGGCAUCAGUGUGCAGGUCAGUGGCGAGUACCCGCUCGUGCAGGAGUUUGGCCCGAGGAAGAAGGUAGAGCUUGAGGAGAGGAACAAGGGUACGCAUCAGGUGCACAUUGGAGGCGAUUACCCAAGUCAUAUCGUGCUACCGUUUGUGUAAAAAAAUGCAUUUUUCCUGGCAGGCCUUUUCCAAUGGGUCUAAUGUAGAUAUGUAGACUAGUAUUACCUUAUCCUUUUUGGAGCAUAAAAUAUCAUGUUUAUCAAGUAUAUA